AUGGCUGCGUUCCAUCCAUUGUCGUCCGGCGCGACGCCCGGCGACGGCAUAGAUUCUUCCAUAUUUGACGACUCACUGCUAGAUACCGUCAAUGGCACUUUCCCCACGUUACCCUUCACUCCCAACUACGACUUUCAAGACUUCUCCGCUACGGGCUUCGAAGACCCCUUCGCAUACUCGAAUCGCCAGUAUGAAGCCCCGCCUGCCCCCGAGGAUUUCAACCAAGACUCGCCCACGCAGGAGCUGGACAACAAGCUGCUCGGCUUUUCGGCCCCGACGUUGAAGGCGACGCUAUUGGACGGGACGGGCCAACAUGUAGAACCUAGCAUGACUGCCGAGCUCUACGGCAUGUUCUUCGUCGCCGAAGACGUCUUUGGCGCCGAGAACAGCGGCAGACCCCUCGAGCUGACGUGCUACCGGCGGAACCUGUGGCAGUGCUCUGGACAGGUAACCAUACCGCGACACAUCACCCACGUUGUGGACGAGCAAGGCCGGCAAAUGCCCAUAUUCGAGCUGUCCGCCUCGAUAACGGCCAUCGAGUCCAUCGAGGGCAAGGUCACAGAGAUCAUAUCAAUACCCUGGAAGAGCGCGCAUCCCAUAGGCGCAGAGGAACCCAAAUCCAACGGUGGACCACCCAAUAUCGUCCUGGAUCUGGCUAACGGGCAAGAGGUGGACGCAAACAAGGUCUCCCUGCCGCUAUCUUGGAAGAGGCUGCAGUUCAAGCACGCGACGGCGAACAACGGCAGGAGGAAGGGUCUCCAGCAGCACUACCUCGUGGAAAUCAGCCUGCUUGGCAAGCUGCAGUCAGGCGAAGACGUCAAGAUCGCCGAAACCCACUCUGGCCCCGUUAUCGUAAGAGGUCGCAGCCCGCGAAAUUUCGACAGCCGGAAGGACAUCCCCCUGACGGGUGGAGAUAAGAAGGUUGGCGGGAGGAGCAACAGUGACGCUACUGCUGCGACGCCCCAGAAGGAGAACGGCGGCAACAACGGCAUCCCGACGCCGGUACCCAAAUAUCAACCAGUCGGCAACGUCCAACAACCAUCAGAAUGGGCGCCGCCGCAAAAAUAUCGUGAGUCGAGCGGGGGCCAGCCACCAGCGAAGAAGCUCGCCAUGUCACCGGGUAUCAGUAGACCACCCAUACCGGCUUGGUCCUCGGAACCCUCGAGAAGCCUGGGCAGGGCAUCGACGUCCAUUUCGGCGCCGCGCGGUGCCAUUUCCGGCCCAAUAAACCUAUCCCUUUCAGAAGACGAGAGGAGUCCUAAUAGGUCGAACUCGGAUGUGCAGAGCCCGCAGUUCACCAAAUCUAUGGCGGCUGCCGGUCAUAACCCGAGCCAGAGCCCCAAGGAAGAGGAUGAUCUUCUCUAUGAGUACUUCCCACUUAGUGUGGACGACUGGAUGCCGCCAGUCGAGGCAAUAUAUCGUCCUCACGUCGUGCAUCAUACCAUCGUACCGCCAGAGAUCAAGGCACAGCAACUCCGGAGCAAGGCAAAGAGAUAUUUCACUGCCGAAUCUUAG
Molecule: messenger RNA, 1515 nt
Organism: Colletotrichum orchidophilum
Lineage: Eukaryota; Fungi; Ascomycota; Sordariomycetes; Glomerellales; Glomerellaceae
Product: NDT80/PhoG like DNA-binding family protein
Exons: 3
Coding region: 1-1515 (504 amino acids)
Biological process (GO): meiotic cell cycle; positive regulation of transcription by RNA polymerase II
Cellular component (GO): nuclear chromosome
Molecular function (GO): DNA-binding transcription factor activity; DNA binding
Source: RefSeq, a predicted model, not a curated record